This is a messenger RNA of Rhagoletis zephyria (snowberry fruit fly), 3183 nucleotides long. RefSeq names its product zinc finger protein 91. Lineage: Eukaryota; Metazoa; Arthropoda; Insecta; Diptera; Tephritidae. Gene Ontology annotation, biological process: regulation of transcription by RNA polymerase II. Gene Ontology annotation, cellular component: nucleus. Gene Ontology annotation, molecular function: DNA-binding transcription factor activity, RNA polymerase II-specific. The record is from RefSeq and is a predicted model, not a curated record.
GGUAACAAUGGCCGGAUGAAUUAUGGAUACUAAUAAAGGCAACAUUCUUCUCCUGAAGAGGUUUUCCCACUUGAGUUUCAAUACGGGUUCUCCUUAACGUUGAUGCAAAAUUGCUCACGAGGCGUAGCGAAGUACGCCGGGUAUUAGCCAGUUUGUGUAUAAAGAAUAUUCUAACAUCACCGUCAACAUAACACAGUCACCAAAUUCAGCCACCGCACUGCCAAGUACAGAUUGGCUAUUGCUCUUUAAAAAAACAUUUCGAAAAUUCCCUUUACAUGCAUUUUCGUACAAUCGAAAGAGUAUUAAGUAAAUUGUUUACAAAAUUUAGGCGAAAAGAAAUGAUGGCUAAAUACCAAGAAUGAGGUCAAAACUGAAUACAACAAAAAUCGUUUCUAAAACAAUAUAGACGUCUAGUAUUUGGAACCAACGAAUAAUGUACAUACAUAUGUAUGUACGUAGUUCGGAAAAUGCAGUCAUUCUAUGUAUGUAUGUACAUGUGCCUGUGUUCAAAUAAUAUUGGAUGAGGACUAUCGGCGGCAACGAAACCAACCGCAGCAACAGCUGCUGGCUGUGGGAUCGGCGGACGAGCGAAUGGCCAAAUGAACGUUUUGUAGGCCGAAAGAGAGAAAAAAUUUGUUUUUCAUUCAUUUUUAAUACAGAAAUUUAAUUUAUUUUUAGAAAACUGAAAUAUGCGUCUAUUUCGUUGGGUCGCUAGCUUAAAAAGAAAUUCUUGUGCGAGUACGAAAGACGUGUUCUCGAGCGAGUCGUUUUCGUUGUCGUUUGUGUUAAAUAUGUAAUUACAGAAUUUACGAAAUAGUUUUAUGAUUUUAUUGGAAUUUAUAAAACAGUUACCAAGUUUGGGAAAAAAUUAGUAGUAUGUGGCACGCGUACAAUACGUUUGGUGUGCUACUUUGGAGCUGUCAGUUCGCACUGAAUCUUGUCUAAUUUGUGUUUUUUUUUGCCCAAUAGUGAGGUCAUCCUACUCGUUUUUGAAAUUUCCGAAAAUGUGUUCACUGGCCGCAUUGAAGUGUCCACUUUGUGCGCAGACAAAUUUUCCGAAUAUCGACGCGUUGCGUAUCAGCUUAAUUAAAGCGGCCAAUGGGCCACUGGCCUGUCCCAUUUGCCAUGAACUCUUUUUGGGUUUGGACAAGUUGACCAUUCAUCUAUUUAGCCAUACAAGCGUAAUGAUGAGUGCAGCAACAGAGGCGGCAGCAGUGGCGACAGAUACCAGAAGACCAGUGGAAACUGAAAUGACGAAAAAGGCAGCGGUGAAGUCAGAGAUGAAAUUAGAAACGCAAGAUGCAACCAGCUCAUCAUCUGCACCAAUGAAGCGUUCUAAUAAGGAAAAGAAAACUAAAAAAUCGCGACAAGUUGUCGAAGUUGCCUCACAAAGAGUGGAAAAUGUAAAUGUCAGUACUGUGUUUAGUCAGCAAGCGGUUGAUGGCACAAAUGAUAAAUCUGAAAAGGAAUCGGCGGCCACCCUCUCCACGUGUGAUAUUUGUGAGUUUACCUUUCGUGAUGAGGAGCUGCGCAACAUGCACUUUCGUCUUGUUCAUCAGAAUGUGAGCCACACCAGCAACGAUCACUCAGCCAAUGCCGUCACUUCCACCGAACCCGAUUUUAAAUGUCAUCUUUGUUCGAAGACCUUCAAAAUGAAGGGUUCUCUACGCGUGCAUUUGAAAGUCGUACACCUAAUGUGCUUGCCCUACUCAGGCAACAGUCCCAAACUAAGCAUAUGCGAUCGCAUACGACACAAGGAGUCCAAGGUUGGGACAACUGCCAGCAAAGUUGGUCCACUCAAUGUGCCGCAGUCCACGUCAUUGAAAACGGAUAUUAGCGACGAGCAAAUAUUGCCGCAACCACCAGUACUAACCGCACAGCAGUCAUUGCAACCACAACAUCAAAUAACAUUGACCGCAAACUCGCCACAGGUCGCGCCGCAAGUGUCCAAUGGCUUUACGUUCGGUGCACUGACUUUGUUACCCGCGCCAUCGGUAGCGGCUAAUGCAAUGGGCAGUUUGUUGAAUUUGAAUAGUAACGGUGAAUUUGUGCAUGCUGUAGAGGGCGCGCCGCUAAAUUCAAAUGUGCUGUUAGUCAUUAAUACAAACCCGGCAGCCGCGGCCGGCAUAGACGCGGUGACCACGGCGAUUGCUGGUGGCGGCGCAACUGCGGAGCCCCAGGGUAAAACUGCAGCGGAAAGCUCCAAAAUGUGGAAGUGUAAUGAAUGCGCGAAAACCUUCACCACAAAAUACUUCUUGAAAAAGCAUAAGCGUCUGCAUACGGGUGAGAUGCCCUACACUUGUGAGAUUUGUGCGCGCACUUUCACCUUUCAGCAAUCUUAUCACAAACACCUGCUAUAUCACAGUAAUGAAAAGCCACAUGUCUGUUCAACUUGUGGACGAGCUUUCAAGGAGCUUUCGACUCUACACAAUCACGAACGAAUACAUAGUGGAGAAAAGCCGUUUAAGUGCGAAGUGUGUGGAAAAUGUUUUCGACAACGUGUCUCCUUCUUGGUUCAUACACGCAUACAUACUGGCAUUAUGCCCUACAAAUGUGAUGUGUGUCAGAAGAGCUUUCGCUAUAAGGUCUCCCAGCGAACACACAAGUGCCAACCUCCGACAUGUCUGUCAGACGAGGUUGAUGCUGUACCGUUAGAAGGUGAAACAGGACAGAGUUUGAAUAAGCAAGCACAUGAUCACACCACUGAUGAUAUAUCGGAAAGCUUCAUCAAAGAAUUUUUGGAAAAUACUAGAGUACAUACGGGUGAUGCACAGAAUUCGCCAGCCAGCGCCGAGAUUGCAGCCAUUACCGCUGUUAGCGAUUGCAAUGGCAACGUCGAUGAGGCGCUACUCACCAAAGCUAUCGAUGAUAUAGUCGUGGAGUCUUGUAAUAAAAUGGGUAUUGGAAAUCAAGGUAAACACUUGUCACCUUCUAGUAUGCGUUCUGCGGUAGCACCGCCGCCGUUGGCCCCCUGCAGUGAUGAUUGCAAUUCACCAACACAGAAAUUGCAAAACAUGAGGUUGUAUUCACCACAGCUGGAGUCAAGUAUGGGUGGUGUAGUAUGUAGUGAUAGCGUAGAUAACAUAUUUCCACGAUUUCUUCUGGACGAUGUUGGAAGCAAUAUGAUGUAAGAUCAAGAAAUACAUAUUUAUACUAAAAACUAAAAAGUUACGAAAUCGAUUG